This is a messenger RNA of Xiphophorus hellerii (green swordtail), 3508 nucleotides long. Its product is annotated as oocyte zinc finger protein XlCOF6.1-like. Gene Ontology annotation, molecular function: DNA-binding transcription factor activity, RNA polymerase II-specific; RNA polymerase II cis-regulatory region sequence-specific DNA binding. Gene Ontology annotation, cellular component: nucleus. Bases 374 to 1582 code for a protein of 402 amino acids. Gene Ontology annotation, biological process: regulation of transcription by RNA polymerase II. The transcript has 2 exons. Lineage: Eukaryota; Metazoa; Chordata; Actinopteri; Cyprinodontiformes; Poeciliidae. The record is from RefSeq and is a predicted model, not a curated record.
ACGCAGCAAUGCACGAUGAAUGGGGCAAUGUUCCAACCCCAAAAGCAAAAAGAAAGAAGAUGAGGAAAUAAAGUUUGAGUUCUUCACUUUUUAUUAAAACAGUCAUAUCUCCUUCUUAGCUUUGUUAAUAUUUGAAACACGCCUUUAAGACCCAGUUUCCUCUAGUUUUAGGAGCAACAGCUGCCUGACAGAGACUAGUUAGCCUCAAAGCUAGCGGUCAAGCUAACGCUAUGAACAAGACAGUUUAGUUUUAGAAGAAAGGGGACAAAACCGACUGUUCACGGAUAUUUCUGGAGGCUAACUGGGCUCUGCACUGCUAGCAUCUCCUUCUCCGAGGAACACGAACGAGAUUUUUACGGUCUUCCACUCCACCAUGUCUUUUACUUGGGAGGUUGUUGCUGAUCGGUUUCUCGUUCACCAACAGAUAAACUCCAGUCCAAACGCUCUAGAGAUUAAAGUGGAACAGGAGGAACCGGAACCUGGACCAGUCAAAGAAGAACAGGUUGAACUCUGCGUCUCUCCGGAGGAAGAGCUGCUUGUAAUGAAGGUGGAGACUGACUCCGUCACAGUGACCCCUGCUGGUGACGACAUGAUAAAGGAGGAACCUGAACCUGCAAUGAUUAAAGAGGACGAAAAGCAGCUUGUAGUGAAACAAGAGACAGAGACCGUCAUGGUGGCUCCUGCCAGUAAACCAGAACCAAACCAAGACUUACUCCUCUCUGCAAGCGUUUAUGAAAAUGAGAGCCAACUUCAACGAGGAAGAAAUCAGAAAGACACAAAUGAAGUGAAAAAGCUGACGUCACGGAAGAAAAAGUCUUUUUCCUGUGAAAAAUGCGGUGAAAGUUUCACUCAGUUUCGAUACCUGACUGUUCACCUGAGGACUCACAAAGAUGGAAAACCUUUCCAGUGUGCCAUCUGCGGAAAAGGUUUCACCAAGCAGAGCAACUUGACCGCCCACAGGACAAUUCAUACAGGGGAGAAACCCUUUCCCUGUGAACUGUGCGAUAAAUCUUUCAGGACCAAUGGUCAGUGGGUCAGCCACACCAGAACUCACAUAGGGGAGAAGACCUUUCCAUGCCCGACUUGUGGAAAAUGUUUUACCCAUAAAAACACACUCAACAGGCACAUGCAGAUUCACUCAAGUGGGAAAUCUUUGUCAUGUCUGACAUGUGGAAAACUUUUUGCCAGAAAAACUACCUUGAAUGUUCACGAGAGGAGUCACACGGGCGAGAAGCCGUAUAUCUGUAAAGUCUGCGGCAGUUCUUUCAAUUAUAGCUGGCAUUUGUCUAAUCAUGAAAUGAUUCACACAGGCGAAAAGCCGUUCUCAUGCGUGACCUGUGGAAAGAAUUUCAGGGAGAAAGGAAGUUUAAAAACACACAUCAGAGUUCAUACGGGUGAAAGACCUUUCGUCUGUCGCGUUUGUGGAAAAGGUUUUGCUCAGAAGUAUAAUCUCACAGUUCACAUGAGGACGCACACAGGAGAGAAGCCGUAUUCUUGCAAAGCAUGUGGUAAAUGUUUCAGUGACAACAGUCAUUUCAGGCAACACAUAAGGUCUCGAAAAGAUGAAAAGCAUCUUGGGUGAUAGGAACUCAAUCCGUCAAGCAAUAAUCUCUAGAAACCCAGCAGUGGGGCUCAAAGGUUGAAAUUUUUACCAAUCAUGCUAAAGUUUUACUGAUAUUGAAAUCUUAAAAUGGGAAGUGUUAGGAUCGUACGAUGGAAUAUAAGGGCCAGGCUAGCAAAAAUGGAUAUGAGAAUAAGGUUGUUAUUGCACAAUAAAGUUGCAAUAAUAUGAGAACAGCCAUAAGAAUAGAGUAGAGUGAUUAUAUUCAGAUUAGUCAGAUUACCAGAAUGAGGUUGUCUUUUAGGGGAAUGAAGCAGGAAAGUGUUAGAAACGUACGAUGGAACAGUAAUAAUUUUAUUAGAAUUCCUUCCUGAAACAUAACUAAAAUGAGGAAUGUCUUGUGAAGUUAUACUUUGGUUUCAGUUUUAUAAAAAUGAAAUACUUGAUUUUUAAGCAUUAAAUUAUUCUCAGUAGAUUGAAGCAACCAUGCAAAUGACUGAGUUUAUUUCAGAGAAAGUUCCACAUCGACUUGCUGGGUUGAUCAUGUCAGAUCUUGAUAAUUUUGCUGUCAUUAAAACAAAUUUUUCCCGUAAUAUUCAAUAUCCUCUUUGUUUAACACAUAUGACGACCUUAUUCUUGUGAUUUCAAAAAAGAAAAUCGGACCUUGCCCUUUAAGGUCUACUGAACUUCCUACUCUAAGAAUGUUAUUGCUGGUCAGCUCAGAGUAAAGGAUUGUGUCUGGGCAGCGAUAAAUUAGUUUAGGAUUCAGAUAUCGAUUUAUUUUAUUGGUUUGAUGUGUUUUCAAAUCGCUAAAUCCUAUUUUUCCUUUUGAAUAUUCAACCAUUUCAUUGCUUGAUUAACUUUUCCAAUGGACCGUUUCAAAGCAGAGUACUAAGUUUAUUGUGCAGAGCUGAUUAGAUGGAUAGAGUAGGGAUGCAACUAACAAUUAUUUUAAUAGUAAACUAAUCUAUUGGUUAUUUUUUCUUUUUUUAGAAUCUCCAUCACUUUAUGCGACUGAAACUCACUUAUGUCGCUUGUAAAAAUGUUUUUACUCUACGACUCACUGUUGUUCUAGUUUACACACCAUGACACCACUUCUCUUUGCAAAGAAAAGAAAAUGUAAAUUUAAACUUUAACUGACUUUAUUUUAAACAAAAAAUAUAUAUUUACAUCUGAUAGCAGUGAGCUGAAUUAUUUUCACACCUUGAAGAGUGGGUAUAAUAACUUACAACUGAUCUUUGCUUCAAAACAUUUAAUGAUUAAAUGAGUAAAUAAAAAAACUUUUUUCCCAAGCCAUCUUCAAAACACUAGUUUCCCCCAAACAGUUAGUUAUUCCUACAUCGGUCCAGCGCAUGCAGCCAUCCCAAUGCUGCAUGUUUAAAAAUCCACAUUUAGCCCUCUCUUUUGCUACUUCUACUUUGUUUAAAUUCACUUAUUAGCAAAAACAAGCAAAUGAGUUGCUAACCUUUUGCUUAAACUUAACUCACCCUGCAGAAACGGCUGCAGGUGCUUUCAUGCCUUGCCGUCUGUUGUAAGGUCUGCAUUUGACCCGUUUCCCUGAUUGAUUCCUUAUUAGCUUUUAGACUGAUAUUGUACUAAAUCCCAUCCUGAACUGUGACUUUGCUGCAUUGUUGUUUUCUAUUAUUUGACUAUUAUAAAUGAGUUUCUAAGUUUAUUUCUUUUUCCUUUUGUGUAGUCGUCAGGUUGCAUGUUGAUAACUUUGAGUUUGGCUCAAUAUUUUGACUUUAAGGUUAAACUAUUGUGUUAAUAAAUUUCUACGCUUUAGAGAAACGUUAUUUGUGCUUAUUCUGGGUAUGUGUCACGUGAUGCAUCAGGUGCAAGAUGUCUCUCUGCAUAACAAAGAGAAACCGCUUCCUGGAGAACCACAGCAACACAAAUGAAGAACAGAAGGACAGUAAUGCUUUUCCCAAUAAAAUGAUGACCUUG